Molecule: messenger RNA, 3855 nt
Organism: Leishmania major strain Friedlin
Lineage: Eukaryota; Euglenozoa; Kinetoplastea; Trypanosomatida; Trypanosomatidae
Exons: 1
Coding region: 1-3855 (1284 amino acids)
Biological process (GO): mismatch repair
Cellular component (GO): mismatch repair complex
Molecular function (GO): ATP hydrolysis activity; ATP-dependent DNA damage sensor activity
Source: RefSeq, a predicted model, not a curated record
AUGCACCAAGAGCAUAUCCAGCGGCUUACCUCACACGACGCCGCCGUGCUGCGUGCCAGCCACGAGUUUCCGACCUUUACAGACGCGUUUGCCCGCGUCGCACAGGUCGGACUGCCAGAGCUCGAGGCGAAAGUUGGCAGGAUUCCCUCUUAUAGUGUGAAUGGUGCCUCGCACGGCGUGGCGGUGUCGCUCUGUCUCCCAGCACUCGCGUGGGACAUCACACGAACAUGCGUUCUGCCCGUCACGGACGAGGUGCGACGAAGGACAGAGGCGGAGGCAGUGGGUGAUGUCGCAAUCUCAGGAGCAGCAGGCGGCACGGCGAAGCGAAAUUACGCCGCGCUACGACCUGGUGGACUCGAGCUCUUUGGCCGCCUGGCCGCCAUCUGCGCUGAUGUCUCCGUGAGUGUCUGCCUGGAAGUGGUGGAAAGCGCCGCGGCGCAAGGCGACGGUGGUGUCGCCGCGUGCCUGUCGGACGAGUCGCCGCUCUGCCUCCUUGUGCGGCCCCUUGUGCCGGAGACGCGGUGGCACUGUGGCCAGCAGAUACCCCUCGCUGAGAAGCACGUGCGCGGGCAUCCGCAUACGAGCCGAAACCCUUCAUGUCGUAAUGGUGGUGUUUGCUCUUCUUCUCGCGACUGUCUCCUGGAUAUUAGUGGCAGAACAAGGGAACAACGCAAUCUCAUGCGUCUGGUCACCGUGUGUCGAGUACGCGGACUGUUCUAUAACCUGCCAGUGCGCCAGGCCCCUUAUGUGGGACUGGUCGGCACCUGUAGCUACGGCGUUCUCAUCGGCAGCAGCAGCGGCGGUGACGACGCUGCGUGGAAGACUGCGAGUGAACGCGAUCGGGGGGGGCUCUUUCGCCGCCGCACCUUGUGGGCCUGCAAGUCGGCGUCUGCCAUGCGGGCACGGCGGGAAGAGCAGCAGCACCUCGUGGCGGUUAUGUUCCAGACCGCGGUGUGUGCGUUGCUGGCGCCGCUGUAUCUGACCGCCAGACCUCUCGACGCAAGCGGAGGCAGAGACGCGUCGCUCGCCCGGUGCUCUUUCCCGACGCAGGGUCCCUCUGCCUUCUCUGCAAAGUUGAUCGUCGAGUAUGACUUCUGCGGAGACGCGGACGCUGCCCGACGUGCGCCAGCUGAGACACUCCCGUUGCGCCCUCUUUCGCUCUGUACACCGCUUCGCUGCGCCUCUGCACCGCGCACAGGUUGUGAUAACAGUGGCAUGCACCCUGACUCCGUAGCGGCGGCGGGACUGCGCGUGAAUCGGCACGGCUUGUACAGCGGCGCUCUCCGGGUGCGUCAAGCAUCACGAGAGGUGGACAUUGGCGGAAGGGCGGGACGCCGACUCACACGCGGCGAGGCGACGGCGCGUCGUCUGUGUCACGCAUUCGGCAUCCAGAUGCCAGACCCCUCAUCUGCGUCGUCACCGUCUGCCACCCGCGCGGAGGCGCGUGCGCGACGAUUCUGGUCGUCUUCUGCGGCCGCCGCGAGCUGCGAAGGCGGUGCAUGGACCCCGGAGGAGACGGCGGCAGAGGGAGUGCUGACAGAGGUAGUGGUGCGGCCUGGACACUUUGCGGUUCUCUUCAGCACCCCUCCCCCGCUUGGCGUGAGCGCCUUCCCUGCCCGCCAGGCACCGAGCGCGGCAGGGAGCCUCAGUUUUUCGCCGCUUCCUGAGCACCACAUGACCUUCUUGAUGAUACUUGUACGAGAUGGUCAAGCGCAUCCUCCAGAAGACGAUGGCUGUCGCGGAAGAUCAAUUCCUCCGUCUUCAGCGUUGUGUCUGACGCCUUGCCGUGUGCUGGAACCUACGCACUGGGCCUACGGCAUUGUCACUACCAACGCUCAUCGACAUCUCCACGGCGCACACCCGCUGCCAGGGGGGCCGAUCUCAGCAGCAGCGGUCCCAGUGUUUGUGUUUGUUGACAGUGCGUACGUCCCUGCCCGUAUCUCCGAGGCCCGGCAGCGGGCCCGACACGGAGAUACGGCACAGCAGUCCUUUGUGCAGCUCUACGACGAAGCACUGCGCCGCCUCACCAGCAGUUUGCGCGGGUGCGAGAGUCAGGAUGCUCCCCUCGAGGGUGACGAAAAGGUUCUGCCGGCCCAAACAACUCCUCCGCACACGACCACGCCGGAUGUGCAGCAGCAGCCCUCUUCCGUUGUACACCAUGUGCUUGCAAAGCAGGAAGCUGCGGAGGUGCAGUCACGAGUGCGAUAUCUCUGUCAACGGGUGCUAGAGGCCGCUGGCGUUCCUGGGACGCAGUCGUACGUGCCAGCACUGCCCUCGAAAAGGCGGAGCUCUUCGACCGCGUCUUCGGAGGGUGUGGUUGGUCGCACUGGAGCUCUGCAUCAUGUGCAGCUCAACCCCUCCUCGCUGCUGUGGUUGAGCGCUACCGGUCGCGGAGUCAACCCCACGGCAACUGCGCCGCGUCGCACCCCCGUCACCCUCGACCGCAACCUGCACCGCAUCACCAGAGAGGAAGAGGAGGAGCAGGCCGCAUUGCGCUCUCGCCCUCCUCUGGAAACAGCGCCAUCCUCUCGCGAGGCGUCUGCCACUGCACAUCACUCACCGGCUGUUCAGGCCUCCAACACGGAGGAAGGGCUGACGCGAAUGCGACACCUCCUGGACACGGGGCGUGGGAGUGUGCUACGUCGAUUGCCCCGCGCCUGCGCGGCACCGUGUCCAUGGAUGCCAGAGAGGGGAGUCAACAGAGGUGACGAAAGCAGUGGCUUUGAUGCGGCCGAAGGUGCCACAGCAACUGUCUUGGCCGAUGCCAUACCACCCAUCACCACUGCCUUCUCAGCGGGUGUGUCGGUGCUCCAGUGGGCGCGAAAGUUUCUGAUCAUUGCUUCCCCUACCAUCCCCCAGCCUGCGUCCAAGCCACGCUGUGGCCCUGCAGCAGUGCUUCCUCGAGGCCCAGUAUGCCGUUCUCAACCACACGCAUUGCAGUGGUGGGUCGCGGAUCAGCACGCGGUGCACGAGCGGGUGCGGCUGGAGUUCUUUCUCUGCUUUGCUGACACCUACGUGUGCCAUCCCGAGCUGCAGCGUGGCGCGGGGCGCGCCGCGAGUGAGUGCUUGAUCGCCGGGAGUGGCACAGUCUCGGAAUGCGUGCCUUGUAACUCCUUGUCGCUGAGCACCCACGCACGGAAGGCACUCGAGCGUCGGUGCCGCGUUGCACAGCUGCUGUGGUCGCACGCAGUCACUGGCGCUGCAUGUUCGCCGAGUGCGUCUUCGGCGGCGGCGUCAUUCUCUGUGUCCCUGCCGGCCGAGUGGCGUCUGCGUGUGACCGUCGUGGAGGCACAUCUGCGUCAGUGGGGAUGGCGGUUCCAUCACGAACCUGUAGCAGCCGUGCACCGAGGAGAGAUGCAGUGCAGCAGAGCCGUUGCCUGUGCCAGCGGCGUGCGUGUUGGCCAGCCCGCAUAUUCACGCACACGGCCCACACUGGCCACGGCGAUUGUGGCAUGGCCGUGCUUGAAGGUUGAGGGGGUCGUUCGCCAUGUCACUUCUAUGCAAGCGCUGCGGCAAACGGUGGAGGAGCUGGAGGCGGUGGGUGCCGCAGCGACUGCCGCAUUUGACAACGCCUUCGUGCCUCCGGAGUCUGCUCUCACUGACCCCGUUUCUUUAUGCUGCCGCGGUCUGGGGCCAUCACGGGUGCCGCGCUCCUCGCCGCCGUGUCCGCUGCUCAUUCCCUCGGUGUUUCUCGACUUCUUUAUCUCCCGCUCCUGUCGUGGGGCCAUCAUGUUCGGCGACGUUCUUCGCCCCACGGCGGCGCGCUCUAUGGUAGCGGCGCUGGAGUGUGUCGAGCAGUACUACGUGUGCUCGCACGGCCGCCCUUCCUUCACCCACCUCACCCCUGCACACUAG